Helobdella robusta is the source of this 3927-nucleotide messenger RNA. RefSeq lists its product as hypothetical. Bases 1 to 3927 code for a protein of 1308 amino acids. NCBI's taxonomy places the organism in Eukaryota, Metazoa, Annelida, Clitellata, Rhynchobdellida, Glossiphoniidae. The transcript is spliced from 19 exons. The record is from RefSeq and is a predicted model, not a curated record. Gene Ontology annotation, molecular function: protein binding.
AUGAAUACAGGUCUCAAUCAGUUCAUCGGCAGAAUCCAAGACUUUAGAUUUUACGACGACGCUCUCUCGAAUAGAGAAAUAGUUCAGAUCCACACAGGCCUCCUGCCAAUAUCUCGCAUCCAAUCAAAUUGCUUCUGCCCUGCUAGUCACACCUUUGAGCAGGGAUCCAGCGAUCCUAUUGGCUGCUACAGAAAUAACAUCGACCUAAAUUAUUCCAACCUCACUAACGUAAACAACCUUGACCCAAUUAGAGUUCAAAGGAUUAGUCCUCUGAGCCAUCCAAUAGAAAUGCUCAAUGAUGGUAACCCAAAUACAUAUUUCCUCACAAAUCCUAUAGACUCUCUAACUGUAGAGAUAGAUUUUGGAGACGUUUUUGAAGUUUUUUUCACAAAAAUCACAUUCUUCAGUCCGCUGCCUGUCUGGCUAAAAAUAGAAAAAGUUUCAACUGACCUGAAUAAUAAUAAUAAUAAUUGGGUCACGUGGCAGUAUUACUCACGUGACUGCAUGAGGGAUUUCGGCCUGAUUCCAAAUGGGCCGCUGGACAAUGCGACAUCCUUCAACUGUUUGACUAUAGACGGAUCACAACCAUCAUCGCUGUCCGGGGCCUCAUUAAUAUUCAACCUCCUGACGUCAUCGCGACCCGGGUACCAAAGCCCCGGCAACCAACUUGACCUAAUUAAUCACAUGAUGGCCUCCAGGGUCAGGCUAACUAUGUCGGGUCACGAGGAAAGUUUAACCCUGAGGCACCAGUACUUCGGGAUUUACGAGGUGGAAGUUAUCGGCAGGUGCGAUUGCAACGGGCAGGCGUCGGAAUGCAAUACAUCCUCACUCCCAUAUAGAUGCAAAUGUAAUGAUGGGACUUACACCACUGGCGAUAAGUGCGACCGCUGCUUGCCAUUAUACAACAACAAACCAUUUAAACGAGGAUCAGCCAAUCAGAGAUCGUCGUGCCGCGCCUGUCAAUGCUAUGACCACGCCUCCUCCUGUUAUUACAACUCUUCCAUCGAUCUCUUCAGCACCAAUCAGAAUUUAGGAGGGGGAGGAGUUUGCCUCGAUUGCCAAGACAACACCGCCGGAACGGGCUGUGAUUGGUGCGCUAAAAAUUACUACAGACCCGAUGGUAGAAGCUUAUUGGCUAAAAAUGUUUGCGAGGAAUGUAACUGCAAUCCUAUUGGCUCUGAAAAAAGUGCAGAUGAUGAUGGAUUCGAUUGCGAAAAGGUAGGCGGACAGUGCAAAUGCAAAAGAAAUGUUGAAGGGAGGCAGUGUGACACCUGCAAACCUGGUUUCUUCAAUUUGCAGGGCUCAAACCCCCAGGGCUGUGAACCAUGCUUGUGUUAUCCGGGUGGGGCAAGCCCUGUAGGGGCCUCCAGUCCUGGGGUCGAUACAUGCCACCCAAUCACCGGGCAGUGUCUUUGUAAAGAGAAUGUUCAAGGUUUAAAAUGCGAUGUCUGCAAGUUCGGCUUCUACGGACUCUCCACUCAAUUUUCGGCUGGCUGCCAGCCGUGCAACUGCCAUCCGCAAAGGUCACUCAAGUCCACCUGUGACGUCACUUCCGGCCGGUGCUCCUGCAGAGAUGGAUUCGGCGGUCUGACGUGUGAGUCCUGUGCUGACGGUUCCUACCUGCUGGGUUCCUGCAGAGCAUGUGAUUGCGACCCGCGUGGAUCGACCCCAGGUACCCAGUGCAACAAACUGACGGGGGCCUGCACCUGCCAGCCAAACGUCAUCGGCAAUGCCUGCAACACUUGCAUGGAAAACACUUUCAACCUUUCAUCCAGUGGAUGUCGGCCUUGCACAUGUGACCUCUACGGUGUCAUUGACCUUCACAACACCUGUGACGUCAUAACCGGAAACUGCACGUGCAAAGAAGGUGUUUAUGGUCCGAAAUGCGACAGCUGCAAACCUUUCUACUACAACUUCCGACGUGCACCGGAAAUCGGAAGUAUAAGCGGAUACGGAAGUGGCGGUUGCCAGCCGUGUCCGUGUGAUGUUUCUGGAACUAUUUCCUGUAAUGAUGUGACUGGCGCGUGCCUUUGUAAGCAGAAUCGAUCCGGGGAGAGAUGUGACCGAUGCAUUACAUCAUCAUCGUCAAUGACGUCGCCGAUGACGCCACCAACAUGUCUGCCGUGCAACUGCAACCUCGCCGGGACGAUCCUGAACACUGCAUGCGACCCUCUGACCGGCCAGUGCCAGUGCAAGAUGGCCGGAAGUGGAGUUGGAGGAUUGGCGUGCGACACCUGUCUGCCCAUGUUCUGGGGUUUUAGCACCACUUCCGGAGAAUGUCAGCCAUGCAAGUGCGAGCCAGCGGGCAGUCAGGACAACGAGUGUAACGUCGGCACGGGUCAGUGCAAAUGUAAAAGGCUGACGUCUGGCAGGCGAUGCGACGUUUGUGUGGAUGGAGCCUCUGACCUUUCGGCUUCCAACCCGGACGGCUGUGUUCAAGUGCCGGGACAAAUGCUACCGGUCUCGGUGAUGGACUCCGGCCCGACAUACUUCACGUUGUCAUGGUUACCGCCUCGCGAAGCGAAUGGAAUUCUGAUUGGAUACAAGUUGUUCAGGGAUGGCCUGAUGAUCUACAACGGGACGAAUAACGAUACGGUUUACAAUGAUACCGGCUUAGAACCGUACACGAAAUAUUCGUACCGGAUAUCGGUGGAGAACAACGUCGGCACAACAUCAAGCCCAUCUCUAACUUUUCAAACUGGCCAAUCGACGCCGAGCGGUAACUUCACCUUCAAAGUGACCAACAUAAAAUCUAGGUCAGCUCGAGUCACAUGGUCACCGCCGUCGAAAAAUAAUGGGGUCAUCCGGAAGUACGUUGUCAGGAUUUCAGAGAUGGUCUAUAACAACAAUAACAACAACAAUAACAGGCUUGACCUAGAAACGAACCUGACACAGUUAAAACCCUACACGAAAGUAACGAUACAGGUGCAAUGCUGCACGAUCAUUGGUUGCCUCUCUAGCCAAUCAGAGCAGACCAUUGUGACGUUAGAGGAGGCUCCGGCCAAUCAAGAUGCUCCGUCCGUCACUGCCCUGAAUGCAACGGCCCUAUUGGUCAGUUGGUCACCUCCAAAUAACCCAAAUGGUAUCAUCAUAUUUUACGAGUUGUGGCUACGAUCUCCAACAACAACCAACAACAACAACAACGCAACAACAACAACAUACAGUGAGCCUAGAAUGAUAUUCAACCCAUCCGGCCAAUACGAUCCUUUGAUAGUUCCAUCUGGAACCUCGUCGUUACCUCCACCUCGAACUAAUUUCACUGCCGUUAAUUUGGCCCCUUUCAGUAAUUACGAAUUCAAAGUAGUCAGCGAGAACUCGUUCGGAAGAUGUGAAAGUGUCUGGAAUGGGGGCUAUACUAAAGAAGAUGCGCCAACUUUUGUCUCCGCUCCCAACGUAACCAUGGCAACCAAGAGCCAACUGCAGUUAACCUGGUCAGAUCAGAGUUCAAAGAUUAACGGCGUCGUUAGGUCACGUGCUAUUUGCCACGUGGUUGGCUACGUCAUCGAUAUCUCAGGCUCUGAUUCGUGGAAGGUUGGUAUUUGUGCCAACCUGUCAUCAACCACCUACACGUACAACCUCACCAACCUGCCCCCCUACUCCAAUAUCUCCUUCUACAUGGCCCUCUGCAAUUCCGUCGGCUGCUCUAACAGCCAAGUCACGUGGUCUGUGACGUCACUGGCCGCGCCAGAUAAACUGAAAUCUCCAGUUGUAAUCCCACUGAACAGCACAUCCCUAAAAAUUACCUGGACCCCACCGGCCGUUUUGAACGGGCCUCAGCCUAAUUACGUAAUCCGGAGAUCUCAACCGGCAUUUAGUAAUACUCCAGUGCCAGUUGAAAGGGGUAAUACCACGGUGUCCUUUGACGGUAUUGGGUACUAUAAGUUUGAUGCCAAUGUCGUACCGCAGGGUGUUGCUUAUACUGGUUAG